GGUGGGAGGCUGCCGGAGAGGUGCCGCAGUAGCCGCCUCAGCAGCCCUAGAGUCAGCCCGUCAUCCUUAGCCGCCGUUGAGCCGUGCCCGGAGCCCGGCCGAGGAGGCUGCAGUCGCAGCCAGAAGCCCGCAGCCCGCGCCUCGAGUCCGCCGCCGCGCUCCGAGGGCGCCCCAAGCCUCGCCAUGGUGAAGGUGACGUUCAACUCGGCUCUGGCCCAGAAGGAGGCCAAGAAGGACGAACCCAAGAGCAGCGAGGAGGCUCUCAUCAUCCCCCCCGACGCCAUCGCGGUGGACUGCAAGGACCCAGAUGAAGUGGUACCAGUUGGCCAGAGAAGAGCCUGGUGUUGGUGCAUGUUCUUUGGACUGGCAUUUAUGCUUGCAGGUGUCAUUCUAGGAGGAGCAUACCUGUACAAAUAUUUUGCACUUCAACCGGAUGACGUGUACUACUGUGGAAUAAAGUACAUCAAAGAUGAUGUCAUCUUAAAUGAGCCUUCUGCAGAUGCCCCUGCUGCUCAGUACCAGACGAUUGAGGAAAACAUUAAGAUCUUUGAGGAAGAUGAAGUUGAGUUCAUUAGUGUGCCUGUGCCGGAGUUUGCAGAUAGUGAUCCUGCCAACAUUGUCCAUGACUUUAACAAGAAACUCACAGCCUAUUUAGAUCUUAACCUGGAUAAGUGCUAUGUGAUUCCUCUGAACACUUCCAUAGUUAUGCCACCCAGAAACCUCCUGGAGUUACUUAUUAACAUAAAGGCUGGAACCUAUUUGCCUCAGUCAUACCUGAUUCACGAACACAUGGUUAUCACUGAUCGUAUUGAAAAUGUCGAUCACUUGGGUUUCUUUAUUUAUCGACUGUGCCAUGACAAGGAAACUUACAAACUGCAACGCAGAGAAACCAUUCGAGGUAUUCAGAAACGUGAAGUCAGCGAUUGUGUUACAAUUCGGCAUUUUGAAAACAAAUUUGCCGUGGAAACUGUAAUUUGUUCUUGAACAGUUAAGAAAAACAUGGAGAAAAAUUUAAUAUCACAGCAUAACCCCACCCUUUAUAUUUGUGCAGUGAUUAUUUUUAAAAAUCUUCUUUCAUGUAAGUAGCAAACAGGUCUUCACUAUCUUUUCAUCUCAUUAAUGCAAUUAAAACCAUUUCCUUUAAAAAAUCUUUUCUUCUUUCCAAGUGUGGUGUCUUUUAUCUUUGCAUUAGUAGUUGUACAAAGUCAUAGAUAAUAGUACACUUCACCAUAGAUCUUAGGAGUAGAGAUUUUUAUGUUUUGAUUAUGCAUUUCCAAGAGGCGUGGUUAUCUAAAGAGUAAUCAUAUAUAUGCACAAGUAAAAAUGGACCACAGUGACUUAUUUGUAGUUGUUAGUUGCCCUGCUCUUUAGUUGUUUAGAGCAUUUGAGCACACAUUUUAAUUUUCCUCUAAUUAAAAUGUGCAGUAUUUUCAGUGUCAUAUUUAACUAUUUAGAGUAUGGUUUCCACCUCAGUGUUUUUAAUAUCCUAGGUAUCUGCUGUAAUAAUACUUUAGAAAAUGUUUGGAAUUUAAGAAAUAACUUGUGUUACUAAUUUGUAUAACCUAUAUCUGUGCAAUGGAAUAUAAAUAUCACAAAGUUGUUUGACUAAA
Rhinolophus ferrumequinum (greater horseshoe bat) is the source of this 1610-nucleotide messenger RNA. It is a transcript of the gene ITM2B, whose product is annotated as integral membrane protein 2B. NCBI's taxonomy places the organism in Eukaryota, Metazoa, Chordata, Mammalia, Chiroptera, Rhinolophidae. Bases 184 to 984 code for a protein of 266 amino acids. Gene Ontology annotation, molecular function: amyloid-beta binding. Gene Ontology annotation, biological process: negative regulation of amyloid precursor protein biosynthetic process. The transcript has 6 exons. The record is from RefSeq and is a predicted model, not a curated record. Gene Ontology annotation, cellular component: Golgi apparatus; plasma membrane; extracellular exosome.